Molecule: messenger RNA, 1840 nt
Organism: Lactuca saligna
Lineage: Eukaryota; Viridiplantae; Streptophyta; Magnoliopsida; Asterales; Asteraceae
Source: the annotation of a GenBank genome assembly
AUUGGGUAUCCUCUCUCGUCGGUAAAUCUCUACCAAAUUGCCGAGCUGAGCCCGACAUGCUUAGGCCUUGGCCCGGUGUUCACGGGAACGGUUAAUCCGUUCCCGAAGCAACUCGGAGAAGCCUCAUCAUCAAUGAGUUUAAACUUUAUUAAGACAAAUUAAACGAGUUAGUUGGACGAGCCAACUCGACUCGGUCUGUUUGUAGAGAACAAAAGCUGCUUUCGGAAUUUUCAAUAAUCUAAACUCCGAGUCUCUGAUCCUGUCGUUCACAGGACCUGUAGAUUUCUAGAAACUAAAACCCUAAUUCGGAAAACCAUAAUUAUUGAUUUUGAACCCCAAAUGUACGGAGAUCAGCAGGCAACUAUGCGCAGUUUCACUUCAUACCCGACUAAUAACCCUAACCCUGAUCCUAACCCCCCUAACGCUGAUGCCUCGCUGUACCAGUAUUCUCAUGGAUUCGAUGGGUCGGAAACGCAAUCCGCAUUUGAGCUUGAAGAAGCUGCAGCAUCACAGAAUGAGGCAGCUGGCAACAUCGGUGAUGAAACACAGCAUGUAGUGAACACAACAAGUCAGCCUGAAAGCAUAGAACCCAUUCAAUGUGAGGUAUGCAAUAUUACUUGUACAAAUAGGGACAUAUUCAAGAAACAUACACAAGGAAAAAAGCACAUGAAGAAUAUGCAAAAGAUUGCCAUUUCAUCUGUCAUUGGACCAAAAGUGACACCACCCACUGCUACUGCAACUUCAGUAGGAGAGUUGGAGAAUAAAAAACACUUGCUAUUGCAAAAUGGAGCAUCAGUUGCUAAAUUGCUCUACUGUCAAACUUGCAAUGUGGUAUGCAAUAAUCAAGAUGCCUUUCAGGCUCAUCUUGCUGGUAGAAAGCAUUCUUCAAAGGCAAUCAUGCAGGGUGCGAGUACAAAUGACGUUUUUAUCCCCACAUCAAACAAGGGUCAUGAGGCUCGGAUGAAUCCUGACCCCUUGAGGUGUGAACUUUGCAAAAUCAGCUGCACAAGCUUUGAACUACUCAACACACACCUGUCAGGGAAGAAACACCUCAAGAAACUUAGAGAAUCAGAGCAAAUAUCAGAUCUGCCCUUGACCUUUGUCACUUCACUGGACACCCAACGUAUGCAGAAUCCGGAGUCUACCGAGGGCAAAUCCGUCAUUUCACAUGAAGGAAAGAAACACCAGAAGAAUUUGGAGAAAUCAGAAAAAGGAAUUGGACCUGACACUGAGCAAGGGAUGCUGCAAGAUGAAGGGAAGGAAGAGGGUAAAGUUGUAAAUUUGGUGGAUGGGAGUAACAGGAAGACAAAGAGAGUGGCAAGUGAUGAGGAAUUGGAGGCAAAGAGGCAGAAGAUUCUUCAAGGAGGAGCUGCAUCCAAUGGCUUAAGAACUUGUACUGUGUGCAAUGUUGUUUGUAGCAGUCCGACUGUGUAUAACUCUCAUCUUGCUGGUAAGAAGCAUGCUGCAAUGGCUGUGAAACAGGCAGAAACUGGAUUGACUGGUCAAGAAACAUGAACCCUUUUGUUAUUUAGUAAUCUGGAUGGAUGUGUUAUUGUAGAAAUUUGAUGAAAAUUGUGGCUUUGAGAAGAAUCUCGUCACAAAAUUGGAAGGUUUUAGAAUGGAUAACUAAGGUUGUUAUGAUGAUUAUAUAAUAAUGGGUGUGGUGUGUUUUGGAAAUGGGAAGGUGGUUUUACAAAAUUAAUAUGUUAGAAUCGAAAUUGACACAUGUAACCAUAAUUCAAGAGAAAUAUAUGUUUAUUUCAUCAUGUUUAUCCCACUUAUUUUGUAUCUAUGGAAGUGGAUCAUGUUUAUUGACUUACUUUUGUUGUUAUUGCUCGGG